This is a messenger RNA of Guillardia theta CCMP2712, 951 nucleotides long. RefSeq lists its product as hypothetical. The annotation marks the transcript as partial. Gene Ontology annotation, cellular component: mitochondrion. Gene Ontology annotation, biological process: pantothenate biosynthetic process. Gene Ontology annotation, molecular function: 3-methyl-2-oxobutanoate hydroxymethyltransferase activity; magnesium ion binding. The record is from RefSeq and is a predicted model, not a curated record. The transcript is spliced from 13 exons. Lineage: Eukaryota; Cryptophyceae; Pyrenomonadales; Geminigeraceae.
AUUACAAUCGUAGAGCUGAAGAAGAUGUACUCAAAGAAGAUUCCCAUUACGAUGGCGACAGCGUACGAUUUUCCUUCAGCUGUCCAUGUUGACCUUGCAGGAAUUGACGUGGUCUUGGUGGGCGAUUCCCUGGGAAUGGUUGUCCUAGGCUAUGAUACAACACUGCCUGUUACAUUUGACGAAAUAUUGCAUCACUGCAGGAAUCACACUUAUGCCUCAAAACUAGCUGUUUCAAGGGGCUGCAAAAGACCGUUGUUGGUAGGGGACCUUCCCUUUGGAAGCUAUGAGAUCAGCGCACAGGAAGCUCAGAGGAAUGCCUACAGGCUCUUGAAGGCAGCUACUCUCACUUCUAUCAAACUCGAGGGCGCUGAUGCGGCAAGACUUCGGACAGUUGAAACGCUCGUCAAUGGGGGGAUCGCAGUGAUGGGGCAUAUCGGGUUGACUCCACAGAGCUAUUCAACACUUGGAGGGUUUCGCGCCCAAGGCAAACAUGCUCAGCAGGCAGUAUCGCUGAUUGAACAAGCCCGACAACUGGUGAACGCCGGAGUGUUUGCCAUUGUACUAGAAUGUGUGCCAGCCGAGGUGGCAAAGGAGGUGACAGAAAGAAUCUCAGUCCCAACGAUAGGAAUCGGCGCUGGGAUGCACACAAGUGGUCAAGUGCUGGUCUAUCAUGACCUGCUAGGCAUGAUGCAGCACCCUCACCAUGCCAAAGUGACUCCAAAGUUUUGCAAACAAUUCAGCUCGGUCGGAGUCACAAUCAACGAGGCUCUGAAGGAGUUCCGACGAGAGGUCCGAGAAAGAUCUUUCCCUGACCUUAACUUCUCGCCCUACAAAAUGGCUGCUGGCGAGCUGGAGAUUUUCAAACAGAAGCUGGUCGAACUUGAUCGUAGUUCUGGGAGCUCUAGGAGUGAUUCUGUUUCGACGGAAUCGGAGGAGACGAAGGUCUACUGA